Trichoderma citrinoviride is the source of this 2053-nucleotide messenger RNA. Its product is annotated as nucleoside diphosphatase. Gene Ontology annotation, molecular function: nucleoside diphosphate phosphatase activity. Gene Ontology annotation, cellular component: membrane. The transcript has 2 exons. NCBI's taxonomy places the organism in Eukaryota, Fungi, Ascomycota, Sordariomycetes, Hypocreales, Hypocreaceae. The record is from RefSeq and is a predicted model, not a curated record. The coding region runs from base 22 to 2031 and encodes 669 amino acids. Gene Ontology annotation, biological process: nucleoside diphosphate catabolic process.
CUUUGCAGUUUGCAUGCUCUCAUGGGUCAAUACGGUGUGAUUCUCGAUGCCGGCUCCUCGGGCACCCGUGUGUACGUUUACAAAUGGAAGGAUCCUAGCAAGGCUGUCAAGGAAGCCUCUGCCUCCGAUGCCCACAUACUGCCGAAGCUGAAGCUCCGCAAGAGCAAGAAGAUCCAUCCCGGGGUGUCUACCUUUGCCGACAAUGUCGCCUCCGUCGGGCCCGAUCACCUGAAGGCGCUCGUUGACACCGCGCUCGACGAGAUACCAGAGUCGCAAGUCGCCGAGACACCCAUCUUCCUCUUGGCAACCGCUGGCGUUCGAUUCCUGCCGAAACACCAACAGACUGCGCUGCUCCAGGGGAUAUGCACAUACCUGCAAGCCAACACGCGAUUUCUACUCCCCGAUUGUGCGAGCCAUGUCCAGGUUAUAUCUGGCGAGACGGAAGGCCUAUACGGUUGGAUCGCCGCCAAUUAUCUGCUUGGCGGUUUCGACAAACCCGACGAGCAUGCGCAUGGCAAAGGCCACCAUACCUAUGGCUUCCUGGAUAUGGGUGGUGCGUCAGCCCAGAUUGCCUUUGCGCCAAACUCGACCGAGACGGCAAAACACGCGAAUGACCUCAAGCUGGUUCGACUGCGCCGGCUGGAUGGCUCUCCUCUGGAAUACAAGGUGUUCACGGCCACAUGGCUUGGCUUUGGAGCGAACAAGGCACGGGAACGCUUCGUCGAAAGCUUGCAGGAGCAAUACAGUGAUGCCAAGGGCGACAUUCCGGAUCCCUGCCUACCGAAAGGCUUGCGGACCUCGAUCACGGGCGAGCCUCUUGGUGGCAAGAAAACAUCAGAUGUUGCGCUUGUGGGGACAGGCGCAUUCGAGGAAUGUCUACGCAAAACGUAUCCCUUGCUGGGCAAGGACGUUCCAUGCGAGGACGACCCGUGUUUACUCAACGGCCAGCAUGUGCCCGCCAUCGAUUUUGAUGUAAACCACUUCAUCGGCGUCUCCGAAUACUGGCAUACGACACAUGGCGUCUUUGGUCAGGAGAGCAAAGUCUACGACCUGAUCGCCUACGAGCAGGAAGUCAAUGCAUUCUGCAGCCAGGAUUGGUCAGUUAUUGAAGAUGGGCUUGACAAGAGAAAGAAGACAAUGGAGGAGAAGGCGGAGAAUGCCAGGGAAGCCUGCUUCAAGGCGUCGUGGCUAAUCAACGUGUUAUAUGAGGGAAUUGGCAUUCCGCGGAUCGACCUAGGGGACGUUGCCGGCACAAAAGGGAACGCGACCAAAGGAGCUGGGGAAAAGGCAAAAGACAAGGGAUACCUGGACCCUUUUCAGCCCAUUGAUACGAUUGGCGGCGUCGAGGUCAGCUGGACUCUGGGCAAGAUGGUCCUCUAUGCAGCCGGACAGAUUCCCCCACAGGGCUCAGAACUGCCUGUCGGGUUUGGAAGCAAUACAGGAUCGGAAAUCCCCGCUGAUUUUGAAUUUGCUGGUUCCAAGCCCUUGCUGCCUGGUACUUACGACGAUGACGACGACGACGACGACGACGUCCUCCUGAGCCGGUCUUCACCUUUUAAGGGUCUUUUGGUCUUCAUCUUGAUCCUCCUCCUCAUCGGCUAUUUCCUGAAGCGAACCGAAUGGGGGCCUAGGGUGUUGGGCAAGUUCCGCCGGUUUCGAAAAGGCAGGAGUUCGUCGUUUGUCAGGAGGCUUUUCGGUAGAAACUCGACUACUACCUACGAACGGAUCAUGGAGGAAGGCGAUGCGGCUGAGUUCGAGCUCGGGGGCACGGAGUCUGAUGAAACCGACGGCUCAGACGGCAGCGAGACACCACGGUCUGCUAGAGGCAGCCGCCGGCCUGCCCUGGCAGUGACACGAACGAGCCCCGAGCUGCGGCCGCCGUCGGUCAUGGACCGGCACGGGCUUGUUGUGCGGACGGAGAGCUGCGAGCGUCUCGCCCCGACUCUUCAGAUGCUGAACGCUGGCCGUCGCAGUAGGACGGGAAGCCCAACACGACUGAAGCAUUCGAUCGCGAUACCCCAGGAAAGCUAGCGGCGACAUUCCUGUCGAGGCG